AUGGGUCCCACACUUGCCGAAACAAAAAAUACGGGUGAAUUGAGGACAGCGAAUAACGGAACAAGCAGCACUAAGCCUUUGUACAAGGGGGAAAUGAGACUAGAUGCGGUUAAUGAUGUUGAUGAGGACGAGAUGCUGGAUGUCAACAUGCCACCCAGAUUCAUUCGCGGUCGAGGCAAGGGACCCGUGACGGGUCAUGAUCACGAAGCCGGGCCUUCGCACCGGCGUACUCCAUCCAUUACUAUGAGCACGAGCCUGCAAGAGCCAUGGAGGCUCUAUGUUGAACCUGGAAGACGAUCUGUCUCCCUUAGCUCUUCACCUUCUUACCAACACUCCUUUGGACCCCAUUCGGAAAAUGAACCUAACCAGCAACCAUCCUCUUUCAUACCUUUACAGAGAUCCAACUCCCAUCACUCAUUUGGCGACCCAACCCCAGUUUUUCAAAGCCGAUUCAACCCGGCCAACCUACUGCCAGAACCCGUGGGUUUUAACCCACUUGGACCUGAAGACCAUUUCUCUGGGGAAAACGGCAUGGAUGAAGAUACUGACCCCAUGGAGCCUGCAUCAGGAACGCCGAAUCACCCCAUUGAGAUCUCAGAUGGGUCAUCGUUCCAUGGAUCGCCAUAUCGCGGACCCGAUAGUUUCCAGGUGAUGUUUAACCAGUAUGACUGGUACUUUACUCCAUCCGAGCAUUCAUCACCCUAUCAGCAGCAGCAGCAGCAUCAGCAACAACAGGAUCUUUCCCAGGAUUCUCGCCUCAGGGCGGUCACGCCGCCGCCACCGCCGCCAGUAGAGCACCAUUACCCGCCACUUCAGGAAGAAGAGGACCCACAGUUGGGAGGUCCAUCAAGCCCUAUUCCAGAUGUCAACUCUGUACCUGUGGUACCACCUUUGGGUUUCGAUAACCCGAUUCCUGCGUAUGCUGGAUCAGCGGCAUACAACCCCUUCGAGCAGCCGGCGCAUACCCACUAUAACUACAACUACGGUUAUGCGGAGCACCAGCCGCCUCCUCCACCAGUGUAUCAACCGCCUCAGCCACAGAUUCAGCAGGAGGUUCUUGAAAGGCUGAACCAAGUUGAACAGGAGGUUCGUGAAGACCGCAGAGAGCGGCAAGGUUUCUUCAAGGGUCUGUCCGAUUUGCUAAAAGGGAAGUCCAAGAGGAGGGGUCAUUGA
This is a messenger RNA of Helianthus annuus (common sunflower), 1173 nucleotides long. RefSeq names its product extensin-like. Bases 1 to 1173 code for a protein of 390 amino acids. The transcript is spliced from 5 exons. Lineage: Eukaryota; Viridiplantae; Streptophyta; Magnoliopsida; Asterales; Asteraceae. The record is from RefSeq and is a predicted model, not a curated record.